GGAGAAAGUAUUAAAGCCGAUAUGACCACCUCGUUACGGCCGUCGUUAUUUUAUUGCGGCAAAACGCUAUACAAAGGGAUAAGUCGGAAAGGUUUGGCGAGGAGGGAUAUACACAUCAACUGUAACCCAAAUUAUCAUUCUGUGAAGACUAGUGUUCGAAGUUUGAUUCGGGAACAGAAGGACUCGUGCUUUUAUUCGCGUUCUUCAUUUGCAGUAAUGGCGAACGGGUGGGAUGAUUCUGGCUCUUACGUGAUCAGCAGUUCGAGUCCCGGGGGUGGCAUUGAAGGGGAGGGAGCAUCGUCUUUACUGGAUUCAACUCCUCCGAUAGGGAGCGCUUCAGGUAGUCUGCAGAACGAUGGCUUGCUGGGCGAUACGGCCAGCGGCCACAGUAGCGAUGCAGAGCACGGCUUUGCACGGCCUGAAAUGUACACCAAGUCUCUGGUGGGAUCUGUGCAGGCUUAUGACCGGCACGUGUUUCUUUGCUAUAAGAACUCCGAGAGUUGGCCUCCUAAGGUGGAGGCUGCUGAAUUCGAUCGCCUUCCUAGGCUCCUUGCCGCUGCUCUUAAAGCUCGCAAGAAUGAGAUGCCACGAAAGACACACUUGACAAUAUGUGAAGGGCGGGAUGGAACAGAAACUUCAAAUGGAGAUGUUUUAAUAUUUCCAGACAUGAUCAGAUACAAGGGAUUGACACACUUUGACGUUGAUACAUUUGUGGAAGAGGUGCUUGUCAAAGAUACAGAAUGGCUGUCAGGAAAUCCUGAGAUACUUACUGGAAGUCACAUAUUUGUGUGCGCGCAUGCAAGUCGAGAUCGAAGGUGUGGUGUUUGUGGACCUGUACUUAUUCGGAGAUUUAAAGAAGAGAUAGAAUCACGAGGACUUAGAGGUCAUGUUUCUGUGAGUCCAUGCUCACACAUUGGUGGACACAAAUAUGCUGGAAACAUUAUAAUAUAUGGGCCAAACGCUGAUGGCCAAAUUACUGGUCACUGGUACGGCUAUGUUACUCCAGAUGAUGUUCCAAUUCUCCUAGAUCAACACAUUGGGAAGAAUGAAAUAGUAGAUAGGCUGUGGAGAGGUCAGAUGGGCUUGACCGAAGAGGACCAAAAAAAAGCACAGCAGGAAAGACUUAGACCAAAUGGAGAAGCUUUUCUAGAGAAAGGCGAUAAUGGAGUUGGCAUAGAUAAAGGUGAAAAAGCAAGUGGGUUGGGCACUGAAAACAGUGAUGCGGUAAGUGGUAACCAGAAUGAUGUGAUAAGUAACAUAGGUUGUUGCCAGGGUGGCAAUGCUAGUAAUUGCUGUCAAAAUUUCACACCUGAAGUUAAUGUACGAUCCGAUGAGUUGGAUUUGAAGGCCACUAGUAAGAGCGUUGAAUAUACCAAGGAAAAUAUUAAUGCUACUCGUUCAUCCAAUUGUUGGCGUGGAGUUUCAAAAUGGUUUGAGACAUGGGAUCGUGAAGACACAUUUGCAGCUUUGGCAGUUAUGGGAGCAGUUGCAUCAGUUGCUGUGGCCUAUAGUUUUUACAGGAAGUCAGGUUGAUUGAUUACUGGAGAUGCAAAUAGCUGGGAUGCAUGCUAUCUGUGAAUUAAUUUUUUCAUUAACACGUUCUUUUUCCCUUAUAUACAUAUAAAAGCUGGCAUAAACAAAUUGUUUUAUUCACGUUAUUUAUACACAAACAGUGACUAAAGAUAACAAAUAAUAGCUUAUUAUUUAUUAAGAUCGUAGUGCAGUUUUCUUGUAAGAGAACUGCUAUAUUUGUUCUUCAUUUUUGAAUUAUCAAGAGCAGAUGGUUUUGUGUA
Cryptomeria japonica (Japanese cedar) is the source of this 1793-nucleotide messenger RNA. RefSeq lists its product as uncharacterized. NCBI's taxonomy places the organism in Eukaryota, Viridiplantae, Streptophyta, Pinopsida, Cupressales, Cupressaceae. The record is from RefSeq and is a predicted model, not a curated record. The transcript is spliced from 5 exons. The coding region runs from base 22 to 1533 and encodes 503 amino acids.